Arabis nemorensis is the source of this 507-nucleotide messenger RNA. Lineage: Eukaryota; Viridiplantae; Streptophyta; Magnoliopsida; Brassicales; Brassicaceae. The record is from the annotation of a GenBank genome assembly.
AUGCGUGCUCCGAUCUCCGCAUUUCUCUCCAGAUCCAUCGGUUUCCUCCACCGUACAUCACCAUUUCCCGCCGCCACACGCCACCUCUCCGCCGUCGCUUCUCCCGAAGAUCGAACCAAGAAGCUCGAGAGAAUCGCCGACGAUUUACUCAAACUAAACAGGAUCGAGCUUCACGAUUACUCAAUCCUCUUCAGCCACAAACUAGGUCUCAAUCGCUACGGUUCCGCCGUAUCUAUCCCCGUCGGAUCCAGCGGCGAUGGCGACGCAUCUACGGAGACUAAAACGGCGGAGAAAACUGCGUUUGAUGUGAAGCUGGAGAAAUUCGAUUCAGCUGUAAAGAUCAAAGUCAUUAAAGAGAUCAGAGCUUUAACGGACUUGGGAUUGAAAGAAGCUAAAGAACUUGUUGAGAAAGCUCCAGUGAUCAUCAAGAAAGGUCUUACCAAAGAAGAAGCUAAUCUGAUCAUGGAGAAACUCAAAGCCAUAGGUGCUAUUUCAGCUUUGGAAUGA